Molecule: messenger RNA, 849 nt
Organism: Nematolebias whitei (Rio pearlfish)
Lineage: Eukaryota; Metazoa; Chordata; Actinopteri; Cyprinodontiformes; Rivulidae
Product: laminin subunit alpha-5
Cellular component (GO): basement membrane
Source: RefSeq, a predicted model, not a curated record
AUGAAUGAUUAUCUCUAUCUGACUGUGGUGGACUGGACACCUGUCAUGGUUGUCCCCUGCCUCAAGACUGUUGGAGAUAGACACCAGCUCUCCAUGACCCAGAGACGAGAAAGCGGGUUAUGUGAGCCCAUUACUGGGGAUUGUAUCUGUCCUCCGAGGACGCUGCUCCCUGAGUGCACUCAGUGUGAGCCUCAGACAUUCGGCUGCCACCCAGUAGUGGGCUGUGAGGUCUGCAACUGCUCCUGGACUGGAGUGAUCUCCUCUGAUGUCAGCUGUGACACGUUCAAUGGACAGUGCAGAUGUAAGAACAACGUUGUUGGUCGCCAAUGUGACCACUGUGCCCCUGGUUUCUACGGUUACCCUAACUGUAGGCCAUGUGACUGUAAUGAGGCGGGAACAGAGGAGGGAGUGUGUGAUUCUUACACAGGACGGUGUCUCUGCAAGGAUAACGUCCAGGGUUCUCGAUGUGAUCAGUGCAGAAUCGGUACGUUUCACUUGGAUCCAACCAACCCAAAAGGGUGCACCAGCUGCUUUUGUUUUGGGGCCACAGAUCGCUGUCACAGCUCCAACAAAAGACGUUCAGAGGUCUUUUCUUAUGGAGGUUAUCUGAGGUAUCGUCUUCAUACCCAGACUAUGAGAGGAGAUUCUCUGCCUCUGCCGGCAGAAGCUUCCAGGCCUGAUAUCAUUCUGAAGGGAAAUCAGAUGACCCUGGUGUUCAUGGAGAGAGAGUAUUCCUCACCCGAAGAGCCUCACCUGGGAAUAGUUCACAUAGUUGAGGUAAAAUCACUCUUAUGAAAGCAAAACAAUCUAUAAUUAUUUCAGAUGUCAAACUCACAGCACAGCAGAGUA